Lontra canadensis (Northern American river otter) is the source of this 1725-nucleotide messenger RNA. It is a transcript of the gene ZNF485, whose product is annotated as zinc finger protein 485. Gene Ontology annotation, biological process: regulation of transcription by RNA polymerase II. The record is from RefSeq and is a predicted model, not a curated record. Lineage: Eukaryota; Metazoa; Chordata; Mammalia; Carnivora; Mustelidae. Gene Ontology annotation, molecular function: DNA-binding transcription factor activity; RNA polymerase II cis-regulatory region sequence-specific DNA binding.
GCCUCGCAGCGCAGACCGCCCACCCUCGUAUCCCAGCCCGCCGAGCUUGGUUCUGGAACGCCGUCGCUGGGCUGGGGCACUGAGACCCGAUUGGCUUAUUGAGGAUUCUUUGCCCUUGCCUGGGAGAACAGUUCAGGAGGCAGAUGGCCCCAAGACUACCAAGAGUCCAAAUCCAGGGAUCACUGACAUUUGGGGAUGUUGCUGUGACCUUUACCCAGUUUGAAUGGAAACACCUGGAUACCACUCAGCAGACCCUGUAUAGGGAUGUGAUGCUGGAAAACUAUGGGAAUCUGGUGUCUGUGGGCCUUCUCUCUUCCAAACCCAAACUCAUCACUCAGCUGGAGCAAGGGGCAGAGCCAUGGAUGGAAGUACAACAGAUUCCAUCAAAUACUUGUUCUGUCCAGGAGUAUUGCUUUGAAACAAAGAUGUCCACCCUAAAGCAACAUACUUCUGAAGGAUCUGAUCUGGGAGAGCAAACAAGAAGUGAUGUGAUGGAAAGAGGCCUGGACUGGGAGGGCAGAAUUUCCACAGAGAAGGCCCAUUAUAAAUGUGAGGAAUGUGGGAAAGUCUUCAAAUAUAAUUCCUCCCUUAUUAGCCACCAGAGAAAUCAUACUGGUGAGAAACCCCAUAAAUGUAAUGAAUGUGGGAUCGCCUUUAUGAGCAGUUCUGCUCUUUUAAAUCAUUAUAAAAUUCAUACAGAGAAGCAGCCUUAUAGAUGUACUGAAUGUAGGAAAUUCCUUAAGAAGCACUCAACAUUUGUUAAUCAUCAGAAAAUUCAUUCUAGAGAGAAACCUCAUAAAUGUAAUGAAUGUGGAAAAGCUUUUGGAAAGAACUCUAUCCUUUUAUGUCAUCAGAAAAUUCAUACUGGUCAGAAACCCUACAAAUGUAAUGACUGUGGGAAAGCCUUUGCUCAGAAUGUAGCUCUUACUUGUCAUGAGAGAAUACAUAGUGGAGAGAAGCCUUUUAAAUGUAAUGUAUGUGGGAGAGCUUUUAGGGAUAACUCAACUGUGUUGGAACAUCUGAAAAUCCUUACUGGUGAAAAACCGUAUCGGUGUAAUGAAUGUGGAAAAACUUUUAGGAAGAGCUCCACUCUUGUUAGUCAUCAAAGAAUGCAUACAGGAGAGAAACCCUACCACAGCAGUAAAUGUGGAAAAUCUUUCAGGUAUAGCUCAUCCUUUGCCGAACAUCAGAAAACUCAUAGUGGAAAUAAACCCUAUCAGUGUAAUGACUGUGGGAAAGUCUUUACGAAGAGCUCAACCCUUAUUGGACAUCAGAGAAUUCAUAUUGGAGAAAAGCCCUAUUACUGUAAGAAAUGUGGGAAAUCCUUUAGGCAGUCUGGCCUUGUUGAACGCCAGAGAAUCCAUACUGGAGAAAAACCUUACGAAUGUAAUGUAUGUGGGAAGGCUUUUCCCCAGAGUUCGGCCCUUAAACAACAUAAGAAAAUGCAUAACAAAGAAAGAACCAUCAAAGGUAGUUAGUGUGGUAAAUGAAGAAGUAGUUUAAUCCUUUUGACCAUCAAAGAGGAGACUUCCAACAAAUCACACAUUUAAGAAAAAUAGUCUGUGUGCCUCUAUCCUGGAGAACUUCUCACUUGUGAGGAUGUUCACUGUAGUAUAGUUUGUACUACUGAAAUAUUUGAAGAACAUAGAUGUCUAUCAACAUGGAAAUAGUUACUAUAGAACCCUAUGAAGGAAGCAAAAAGAAUGAGGUAGAGCUCUGUAUAGA